Molecule: messenger RNA, 1207 nt
Organism: Ostrea edulis (European flat oyster)
Lineage: Eukaryota; Metazoa; Mollusca; Bivalvia; Ostreida; Ostreidae
Product: leucine-rich repeat-containing protein 51-like
Exons: 5
Coding region: 147-770 (207 amino acids)
Molecular function (GO): protein binding
Source: RefSeq, a predicted model, not a curated record
AACUUACCCGACUCAUUCGGAACUCUACGGCAUAUUUUAUAAAAACCCAAGAAGUUGUCGUCCCAGCAACCACCCGCGUCAAAGUGUUUCAAAACAUUAUGUGAAAUUUAGUUUAAUAUCUUGCUGAUUUUGUUUAAAACAAGAAAAUGACUAGUGCCAGCGUUGUUCCAUAUACACCCAAAAAGAAAUCGGAUGCAUUACCAUCCAUAGAUGCUACAAAUGAUAUACAAGACCCAUUGGAUUAUUCAUUUUGUCGACUGAAUAAAGUAGAGGAUGCACUGGAAGAGGAGCCCAGGUCAUCUCCAAAAAAGGAUCAGUCCAAUAAUUCUGGGAAGUCUCAAAGUCGCUGUCUCCGAUUAAACAAUAACAGUCUUCAGUCGAUUGAACGACUUAAUGAAGUCAUAAAUGCCAAGUUUGAUAAUCCCAGGAACAUUGCUUGGAUUGACUUAUCAUUCAAUGAAUUGACAACUGUUGAUCCAGUUUUAUUGGAGUUUCCUGAACUUCAAAUAUUAUACCUCCAUGGGAAUCAGAUAGGAGAUGUUAAAGAAGUUGCCAAACUCUCUGGUCUGACAAAGUUAAGAAAAGUGACACUCCAUGGAAACCCGCUCGAGAAGACUAAGGGUUACAAGUUCCAAGUGAUGGCUAUGGUUCCCCAGCUUCAGACAGUGGACUUCAGUCGUGUAACAAAGUGUGAUAGAAAAACAUCAGAGGUCUGGAAUAACAUGAACAAUGCCCCGAAGAAAAAGAAGGAAAAACUAGAGGACGAUUAAAAAUGAGAAGAUUAGAGUCAAUGUAUGUUCCAUUUCCUAUAAUUGUAGACAUAUUAAUUAAUUACAGUUCACUUGCAUGUAGUUGAAUGUACAUGCUUGUGGGGAAAAUUUCUACAUUGUACUGUCUGUAUUAGAAUUGUGUAUAAGUACGGUUUACAUGCUGUGGUACUGUACAAGUGCCUAUUUUCUUGUAUGUAUUGCAUUUAUUAAUUUUUGAAAAGUGGGGUAUAAAUUUAAGCAACAGAAAUUAUUUUUUCUUAGGGCCAUAUUUACUUCUGUGAUACAUUAAUUUGAUAAUUUAAUUCAUACAUGUACCAUGAAUUUAUAAUGCUUUAUGAUUAAUUCAAAAUGGAAUAUGUUGUACAUUUAUUUAUAUUAUAGAUAUGGUAUAUUUGUUAAAAGAUUAAAAUGUUUUAAUAAAUCAGUUUUGAAAGCAU